Molecule: messenger RNA, 1859 nt
Organism: Callorhinchus milii (elephant shark)
Lineage: Eukaryota; Metazoa; Chordata; Chondrichthyes; Chimaeriformes; Callorhinchidae
Gene: dhrsx
Product: dehydrogenase/reductase (SDR family) X-linked
Molecular function (GO): oxidoreductase activity
Source: RefSeq, marked provisional
AUUCGGGGCUCCAGCCGCUGUUGGCGCCUCUGCCCCUCCCGCGGCACUGAUGGCCGCCGUGUCGGUGGCGGUGGCGGCGCUGCGGGUCUACGCGGCGGGUCUGCGGCUUCUCUUCCUGCAGCUUCUCCCCCGCAACCGGAGCCCGGGCUCCGCAGCUUAUCCACCACAAAAUGGGAAAGUUGCCAUAGUGACUGGAGGUGCCAAAGGGAUCGGUUAUGAGACUGCCAAGCAGCUAUCGAGGCUGGGAAUGCGUGUGAUAAUAGCUGUCAACGACGAAAGGAGCGGCCAGGAAUCCGUGAAGAGGAUCGUGCAGGAGACUGGGAAUCAGAAAGUGGAAUGUAUGGGCCUUGAUCUGGCUUCUCUGCGAUCCGUCAGGCAGUUUGUUCAGCGUUUCAAGGCAAAGAAUCUUCCUCUUCACGUCUUGGUGAAUAAUGCGGCUGUGAUGCUGGUACCUCAGAGCAGUACAGAGGAUGGCUUUGAAGAGCACUUUGGUGUGAACUACCUUGGGCACUUUCUGUUGACGUAUCUGCUGCUGGACAUACUCAGGCAGUCUGGCAAGGAGGACUGCAACGCUCGAGUUGUCACUCUCUCUUCCACCACACAUUACGUCGGGGAGCUCAAUCUGAACGACUUGCAGAGCAGGUCCUGUUACUCACCCCAUGGAGCCUACGCCCAGAGCAAGCUUGCCCUUGUCCUCUUCACGUACCAACUGCAGCAACACCUCACAGCCGAGAGGAGCCACAUCACAGCUAAUGCAGUGGACCCAGGAAUCGUGAACACUGACCUGUACCGGCACACCAACUGGCUCUUCAAGCUGUGCAAGUGGUUAUCUGCUUGGCUGCUCUUCAAGACUCCAGCCCAGGGAGCUACCACAGUGGUCCACGCAGCCCUCGCCCCCGAGCUGGAGGGAGUGGGGAGUUGCUAUCUCGCUAACGGACAGAAGACCAACUCCUCUGACGUGUCGUACGACGCAGAGCUCCAAAGCCAACUCUGGACACUGAGCUGUAAACUACUCAGUAUUCCUGGGACAGGCGGCCUCACCUCCCAAACAUCGGAAUCCAUCCAUCCCACAUGAGGUCCAGCUGGAUUGGGGUUCCCUAUUAUAGGCUCAGAAGCACUCAGUAUCACACACAAACACAACCACACACACAACCACACACACACACACACAAACACACGACAAACACACAUACAGCUACACACACACACAACCACAGGAUAAUUGGAAUGAGUGAAGUGAUUUAAUGGUCUGUUGGUGUGAAUUGGAAAAUUGUAUGUGUGCGCUGUGUUUGACAGGCUCUGGGUUGCCUUGUUUAUCAGGUGUUGAAAGGAGAAGGAGUCAAGGAUUUUUAAAUAAAUAUAUAAAUAAUAUGUGGACAAUCGCAGCCAACCGAACGCAUUUGAGGUCUGAGGCUUUUAAAAUACUGACUCACGCACAUGCACACACGUACCACGUCUGAGGCACUAAAGCACUAAAUCGCUGUAGAGGAAUCCUGUAGCUCAGGGGUUAGAGCGCUCGCCUCACAAGUGAGAGACCUGGGUUCGAUUCCCGGGCAGGGCGAGACCUCAGGCAACUUUCUAUACUCCACACUCCCCUGUUUACCAGCAGUAAGUAGGAACCCGGUUGUUAGUCAAUUGACGGAUUGCUUUUCCCUUCAAAAGAAAACAAAUUGAUAACUCAAUCCACGACUGAUUGUGGGACGCUGGUGUGCACAAUUGGAUGCUGUGUUUCGCCCACAAAAUAUACAGUCAAUUUACUUUACAGAAUAUUCUGUGAAGCGCUUUGAGACAUCUCAAUGACUUAAUAAGGCACUGUAUGAAAUGCACAGAUUAUAAUAAUUAAAAAUUGUUACAAGAAC